UCUACAGAGACUCCCUCUGCUUCCGCAGCUUUCUCUCUAUUUCACGUCCCUCAUUUCCUCAUUAUUUCAUCACUCAAAACAGCUCAAUUCCUUCCCCAAAUCGAAGUUCUUGUCGGUCGGAAGCUGAAACCAUGACGGUUGAGCCAAGAGUUGAUGACCCAAAUGACCAAUUUCCGGUUGGAAUGCGUGUUCUCGCCGUCGACGACGACCCCACUUGUCUUUUGAUCUUGGAGACUCUGCUUCGCCGGUGCCACUAUCAUGUCACUACGACCAAUCAGGCUAUUAUGGCACUCAAGUUAUUGAGAGAAAACAAGAACAAGUUUGAUGUGGUUACCAGUGAUGUCCACAUGCCUGACAUGGAUGGAUUUAAGCUGCUUGAGCUUGUGGGGCUGGAGAUGGACCUUCCUGUUAUUAUGCUGUCUGCAAAUGGAGAUCCCAAGCUUGUGAUGAAAGGGAUUACUCAUGGAGCAUGUGAUUACUUGCUGAAACCUGUUCGCAUUGAGGAGCUAAAGAACAUUUGGCAGCAUGUUAUCAGGAGAAAGAAAUUUGAUCCAAAGGAUCAGAUGAAUUCUAUCAAUCAGGCCAAGCUUGAUUCUGAGAAUGGUGAAGUAGCUGAUCCAAGUGGGAAGUUUAAGAAGAAAAGGAAAGAUCAAAACUAUGAUGAGGAUGAUGACCAGGAUUGUAACGGGCAAGAGGACGAUGACUCAUCGACCCAGAAGAAGCCUCGUGUUGUUCGGUCUGUUGAGCUGCAUAGGAAGUUCGUAAAUGCUGUUAACCAGUUGGGCAUAGAUAAGGCAGUGCCCAAAAAGAUUUUGGACUUGAUGAACGUUGAAAAGCUCACAAGAGAAAACGUUGCUAGUCAUCUUCAGAAAUAUAGGCUUUAUCUCAGGAGAAUCAGCUGCGUAGCAAACCAACAAGCUAACAUGGUGGCUGCAUUGAGCAGCGCCGACCCUUCGUAUACGAGAAUUGGUUCUCUUAACGGUAUCGGGAAUUUCCGUUCCUUCACUGGACCUCCACCGUUUCCCAACACUGCUCAUAGAUCUAUCCCGACCACCGGGAUGCUCGGUCGAUUGAAUACUCCUGCUUGUAUGGGCAUGAAUGGCCUUUCUUCCCCAGGAACCGUUCCACUGGAGUCUACAUUUCAGCCCAGACCCCGCAGUGCGAAUAUGUUCCAGGGAAUGCCAGAGUCAUCAGGACUUGAUCAAGUACAACACGUUAAGCACGGCACCGUGGACAAUCUCUCUCGUGCUUUUGAUCAGAGAACAGUGUGAGUAA
Molecule: messenger RNA, 1275 nt
Organism: Cucurbita maxima (winter squash)
Lineage: Eukaryota; Viridiplantae; Streptophyta; Magnoliopsida; Cucurbitales; Cucurbitaceae
Product: two-component response regulator ORR22-like
Exons: 5
Coding region: 132-1271 (379 amino acids)
Biological process (GO): cytokinin-activated signaling pathway; phosphorelay signal transduction system
Molecular function (GO): DNA-binding transcription factor activity; DNA binding
Source: RefSeq, a predicted model, not a curated record